Messenger RNA from Lampris incognitus (smalleye Pacific opah), 1263 nucleotides. It is a transcript of the gene rgs16, whose product is annotated as regulator of G protein signaling 16. Lineage: Eukaryota; Metazoa; Chordata; Actinopteri; Lampriformes; Lampridae. The transcript is spliced from 5 exons. Bases 98 to 664 code for a protein of 188 amino acids. The record is from RefSeq and is a predicted model, not a curated record.
CUCACAGCAGAGAUCUCUCCUAAACGGAUAUAUUACCACUUGUGUGAGGGACCCACCCGUCUACCUGCCGGCUCUUACCCGUCUCUGCUGCUGCAGCAUGUGCAAAGGACUGACAUCACUGCCCAGCUCCUGCCUAGAAAGGGCAAAGGGACUGAAAGCAAGGCUGGGAAGCAUCCUGCAGAAGUCCGACUGGCGUCUGUCUUGCUGCAAAAUGGGUAAAAACAGUCCAACCCCUGAAGAAUGCCUGAAGUGGAAAGAGUCAUUUGAAAAGCUCUUGUCGUGCAAAUAUGGACUGUGUGCCUUCACGGCCUUCCUGGUGUCGGAGUUCAGCGAAGAGAACAUCGCAUUCUACUUUGCCUGCGAGGAUUACAGGAGCACCAAAUCUGCCGCCAAGCUGCCCGCCAAAGCCCAGAAGAUCUAUGACGAGUUUAUCGGCAGCGAUGCUCCCCGAGAAAUCAACAUCGACCACGAGACGUGUGACAUCACCAAAGCCAACAUGCUGUCACCUUCAUCCUCCUGCUUCGACCUGGCCCAACACAAGAUCUACAUGCUGAUGGCCAAAGACUGCUACCCUCGCUUCCUGCGCUCUCCAGCGUACAGGGAGCUGGCCUUCCAAGCCAGCAAUAAAUCCACCAAACAGACCCGGCUAGGGAAGACGGCGUGAAAACGAAAUGAACAGAUGACAAAAAAAAAAAAAUGAGGGCAAUGGAUGUGUUUGCCUCGAGGCAGGAUGGAGACGAGCAAGGCACCAUGGCAUUAUAAACGCUGCAUCAGGAGGCCUGACCGAGGUGAAAGACGGAGGACCGGCCAAGCGACCGGCGCCCAACAGAUGAGGGUGGUACAUCACUACCGGGAAGAAUUUUGAAAGAGGAUGAAAAUAGAGAGAAAGUGAAAGAGAGGAGGAUAGCGGUAGAAAUUAGAGACACACUUUAUGUGGACUUUUGUAGGGGGGGCUGACACAUGCAGCUUUGAUAGACAUGUUGGGGGGGGGGGGGGUGAGCAGCCUGUCUCAUGUGUGAUGCACAGCAGAUGGCGAGACAAUCCAACAGGACGACGGCAUAAAUAGGAGAAGGACGAACUCUCGUGUACUUGUGAUAUGUGGUGUCGCUUUACUUUUCUUUGUUUACUGACACUGUGAACAGGCAUGAGGAUUACUGUCUGUCCAGCUACUGUAUUUGUUUGUUCAUGUCUGGAUUUUUUUUAUGAGAAAAGCAAAACCGACAUGUUACUUUUGUCAUAUUUAUAUUACGGUUGUAUUUUUUA